Nomascus leucogenys (northern white-cheeked gibbon) is the source of this 1235-nucleotide messenger RNA. RefSeq names its product HLA class II histocompatibility antigen, DR beta 3 chain. The record is from RefSeq and is a predicted model, not a curated record. Gene Ontology annotation, cellular component: MHC class II protein complex; late endosome membrane; lysosomal membrane. Gene Ontology annotation, molecular function: MHC class II protein complex binding. Gene Ontology annotation, biological process: antigen processing and presentation of exogenous peptide antigen via MHC class II; immunoglobulin production involved in immunoglobulin-mediated immune response; immune response. NCBI's taxonomy places the organism in Eukaryota, Metazoa, Chordata, Mammalia, Primates, Hylobatidae.
GGGUGAAAAGGGGUCAUAGUUCUCCCUGAGUGAGACUUGCCUGCUCCUGUGUCCCCUGGUCCUGUCCUGUUCUCCAGCAUGGUGUGUCUGAGGCUCCCUGGAGGCUCCUGCAUGGCAGCUCUGACAGUGACACUGAUGGUGCUGAACUCCCCACUGGCUUUGGCUGGGGACACCCAACCACGUUUCUUGGAGCAGGUUAAGUCUGAGUGUCAUUUCUUCAACGGGACGGAGCGGGUGCGGUUCCUGCAAAGAUACUUCUAUAACCAAGAGGAGUUCGUGCGCUUCGACAGCGACGUGGGGGUUCGGGCCGUGACGGAGUUGGGGCGGCCUGAUGCCGAGUACUGGAACAGCCAGAAGGACAUCCUGGAGCAGGAGCGGGCCGUGGUGGACACCGGGUGCAGACACAACUACGGGGUUGUGGAGAGCUUCACAGUGCAGCGGCGAGUCCAUCCUGAGGUGACUGUGUAUCCUGCAAAGACCCAGCCCCUGCAGCACCACAACCUCCUGGUCUGCUCUGUGAAUGGUUUCUAUCCAGGCAGCAUUGAAGUCAAGUGGUUCCGGAACGGCCAGGAAGAGAAGGCUGGGGUGGUGUCCACAGGCCUGAUCCAGAAUGGAGACUGGACCUUCCAGACCCUGGUGAUGCUGGAAACAGUUCCUCGGAGUGGAGAGGUUUACACCUGCCAAGUGGAGCACCCAAGCGUGACGAGCCCUCUCAUAGUGGAAUGGAGAGCACGGUCUGAAUCUGCACAGAGCAAGAUGCUGAGUGGAGUCGGGGGCUUUGUGCUGGGCCUGCUCUUCCUUGGGGCCGGGCUGUUCAUCUACUUCAGGAAUCAGAAAGGACACUCUGGACUUCAGCCAACAGGAUUCCUGAGCUGAAGUGAAGAUGACCACAUUCAAGGAAGAACCUUCUGCCCCAGCUUUGCAGGAUGAAAAACUUCCCCGCUUGGCUCUCAUUCUUCCACAAGAGAGACCUUUCUCCAGACCUGGUUGCUACUGGUUCAGCAACUCUGCAGAAAAUGUCCUUCCUUGUGGCUGCCUCAGCUCGUGCCUUUGGCCUGAAGUCCCAGUAUUGAUGGCAGCCCCUCAUCUUCCAAGUUUUGUGCUCCCCUUUACCUAACGCUUCCUGCCUCCCAUGCAUCUGUACUCCCCCUGUGCCACAAACACAUUACAUUAUUAAAUGUUUCUCAAACAUGGAGUUAAAAAUCUUCUGGUCAUUUGGCUCCAAGGACAAAAAA